AGUGCCAAAAUCACAAAAAAAUUGAAAAAAAAGAAGCCAAAAUUAUCCUUGAAUUGUUGUUUGUUGUCAUUCUCAAAUCCUCAUCAUCAUCAUCGCAAUUUUGUUUGUUUGUUCAAAAUAAAUAUUGUCGUUUGAUCGGCUCACUCGCUCGCUCGCUCGCUCAAAUCAUUAUCAUUGGCAUUCAAAUUCAUGGCCACGAAUUUUCAUUCAUUCAUUCAUUCAUUCAUAUUUUUCUACUUCUUUGAUUUUGUUUUGUUCGUGUUGAAUCAAUUGAAAUCAAUUUAAUUUCAAUGUUAAACAGCAUCCAUCUUUUCUAUAUAUGUGUGUUUCGAACGAAUAAUGAAUUUUUAAUUCGAAUCCAAAAAAAAAUAAAGUGAAUCAAAUAUAUCCCAAACCAAAUAGAUUUAUUUGGUUUAACAUUUUUUCUUGGUUUAAAGUAUUGAAAAUAUCAGCAAAAGAAAAACGAAAAAAAUCCACAAAAUGAAUCUAACAAAAUUAUCUUUGUUUAUCAUCAAAUUGAUGAUCAUUUCGAUGAUAAUAAUGGUCAAUGGUAAUCAUCAAUCAUCAUCAGCUUUACGAAGGAUAAAUCGAUCAACAGAUAAUCUUUCGACAGAAACAACAAUGUCAUCGUCGACAAUGUCAUCAUCAACAAAUGAUGAUGAUAUUGAAAUGGAAAAAAAUUCACGUCCAUCAAGACAAAUACAAACAUCGACGACAACAAAUCCAACAACAAUGGAUUCUUCCGAUGAAUCUCAUUCAUCCUCAUCAUCAUCAAUGAAGCCUGAAGAAUCUGGUGAAAAUGAUGAAAAUAAUAACGAAAAUGAAGAAGAAGAUGGCGAUGAUCCAUGGGCCGAUGUUGAUGAUGAUGAUGAAACAAUAUUAAAAUCGGGAAAAUUAAAUAUUGUUGAUCAAAUGAGACAGUUAAGAGAAGAAGGUCGUUAUAUACCAUAUGAAAUAGAAACAGAUCAUAUGAAUGAAACAAUAAAACGUGUUGUAGCUGCAUAUGAAAUUAUUGAUCAAUUUUAUUUACCAUCAAGAGAAACAUGGGAAAAAUUACUUGGUUUAGUUACCGGUUUAGAUGUAACCGUUCAACCGGAAUGUUUUGCAUCAUAUUUUCAAGGUGUUAGCGGUUUUCGUGGCUAUGAAACAUGGGCAUAUCGAUUUUUGGAUGUACGUGGAAGAUUUCCCGAAUCCGGUACAUUACAUGGAAAAUUUUCUAGUUUUGGUGAAUGGGAUGAAUGUUUUGAAUUAGAAUCACCACAAAAUUCGGCAACAGGUUUAACAGUAAAAUCACAAUAUUGUAUGUUGGAAGUAAAAAUCCCAUAUCCUGUUGUUAAUAAUAUUGAAGAAUUACGUCAAGUUGUUGAUGUAAAUCAUCCAUGGUUUAUGAAAAUGAAAAAAUAUCUUAGAAAUUUUCGUCUACAUAAUUUAUUUACACCAUAUAAAUUGAUUGAAAUGUUACAAAUGACUAAUGGUACUAUUUAUCGUGCCGGUCUUUGUAUACCACAUCUUUGUAAACAAUAUGAAAUUGAAAAUCUUAUACAAAAUUUAACUUAUCCAAUAUUUCGUAUGCCAUUACAAUUGGGACCAAAAUGCUAUAAGAUUGAUGAUCCGGUAAAAUUUAAACCACAUCAACUUGUUGCUGCAACAUUAAUAACCGCAUUGAUUGCAUUUGUCAUAUUAUGUACAAUCAUUGAAUUUUACAAUAUUAAUUAUGAUCGUACAACAGCAAAAAAUAAUCUAAAAUUGGGCAACGUUAUGUUUCAACAUGAUUUGAUUAUGAAACCAAAUCUAUUUCUUUAUUCAUUUUCAAUGAUAACAAAUAGCCGUAGUCUAUUCAAACAUUCACGAUUCAGUUCAUUAGAUUCGAUGAAAUUUUUAUUUAUGAUCUAUAUACAUCUUUAUAAUUAUUUUAAUCUACAAUCAACAAUCGGUUAUGUUUCAUUGAAACGUAUAUUUACAACAUAUCCAGCAUUAUCAAUGCGUAGUGAUCGUUAUACAUGGUUUCGUACGACAUUACCAUUUGAACCGAUAUUUAUAAUCAGUGGUCUUGUUGUUGGUUUUAAUAUACAUCAAAAAUUGAAAGGAUCAUUCACAAAAAAUAGUUAUCUACUUUAUGUUGCACGUUUAUGGGCACAAUUUGCAACAACAUUUAUUGGUUCAAUGUUAUUCAUAUAUUUAUUGCCGGUUAUGAAUCGUGCACCUGUUUGGGAAAAUGGAAUGUCAUGGCUAGAUGGUUGCCUUAAUCCAAAUAUUAUUCUUAAUGGUUUAUUAUUCAUUUCAAAUUAUAAUGUACAAAUGGGUUCGAUGGGUGGACGUCAUGCGCCAAUACUACCUGUGUGUAAUCCACCAACAUGGAUGACAUCAGCAUUGAUACAAUUAUUGGUUAUUGCACCAAUUAUUGUCUAUAUUGCCUAUCAUUUAAGUAAACGUGGUGCAUACAUCUAUUUUCUGUCAAUCAUAGUUAUUGGUUUUCUAUUGAAUUUAUUACCAUUUGUUGUGUUUGGCAUAAAACCGGAUGUACAUUUUCUUGAAUUCGAUACACUUUAUGAAACAAUUCAAUCACAUGCAUGGUAUCGUUAUGGUACACAGGCAUAUAUUGGCUGUUUUCUAAUGGGAAUUAUGGCUGGCUAUCUUCUAGUCGAUUUUAAAAUCUUAUUACGAUUUGAAAUUGAAACAACUGUAUUGGUUGUAUCAUUUAUAUUGAUACAAAUAUCGAUUGCUGUUAAUAAUGUAUUCUGGCGAUUAGAUCGGCCACCAUCAUUGAUAUUAUCAUUAACAUGGUAUACAUUGAUACGUUUUCUUGGUUCAGUUGGUUUUACCGGUAUAUUCUUUUUGAUUGCAUCAAAUCGUUGCAGUCUAUUCAAUCGAUUCCUAGAAUGGACACCAUUACGUUCAAUGUCUCGUCUUGCUUAUUCAUAUUUUAUGGUUCAUAUAUUGGUUGUUUUCUAUCGUAUUUUCUCAACAAAAGAUGUUCAAUCAAUGACUGAUUCAAUGAUGCUACAAAAUUUUAUCAUCGAUGUUAUGUUUACAUUAUUAUUGGCCUAUCUAUUCUAUUGUAUGAUUGAAUGUCCAUGUGUAAACAUAUUGAAUUGGAGUCAAGGAAAAAUAUUCUAUGAUAUUGAACAUGUACAAUCAAAUGAAAAAUUAUCAUCAUUACAGGAUAAAAAACAACAUUCAACAUCAUCAAUGAUGAUGAUGGCAAAUGGUGGUGGUGCUGGAAAUCCAUUACAAAUGAAUAAUGUAUCCACAGUAAAUGAUUCACUAGAUCAAUUAAAUGUUUCAUCACCAACAUUGGUUGCAAAUAAUAAUAAUAAUAAUAAUAAUAAUAACAAUAAUAAUAAUGGCUAUACAAAUAGUGCAUAUGUUAGUAAUGGUGAAUUAUCAUCAACACCACCGUUAAAUGAUCGGCCAUCAUCGACAACACCUCAACAACAAAAACCAUCUAUCAUUAUUACUGAUCAAUCAAAACCUAAAGAAGAUGUUGAAUGUUAAAAAAAA
This is a messenger RNA of Dermatophagoides pteronyssinus (European house dust mite), 3501 nucleotides long. RefSeq lists its product as uncharacterized. The record is from RefSeq and is a predicted model, not a curated record. NCBI's taxonomy places the organism in Eukaryota, Metazoa, Arthropoda, Arachnida, Sarcoptiformes, Pyroglyphidae.